UCUGCAAAUCGUGCCGACGUUUAAUUCCUAACAGAUGCUCAUAGAAGCAAGGCAGUACAAGAACCCAAUAUAAAGUACUUGUAUUCUGAUUUCUAUCAAGGAGUAUAUGCGAAUACAAAUGCAUAGAUUCUAUAUAUACAUGUACAAAUCUAACGUUUGUCUGUUGGUGCUGACUGGUAGUCGUCAAGGUAUACAAGACAGCGAGAGGCAGGCAACGGGGGUGUGGCUGCGACCCGAAGGGGCAUAACUGAUAAAUUGUAUAAUUUUAUACCAGAGUUCGUGUCCUUUGUCCAUAUCUUCCUAGGGUCAGAGUUCGGCUAGCAACAUGACGCUCUUCCUUGUUUUCAGCGCAGUUUCCACAAGUAUUUUAUUCUGGCUUCUGGCUCAGUGGUUGCCCCACAAGUUAACGACAGUGAAGGUUCCACGAAUAUAUACACAGCCCAGUUUCCAUUACCCGAUCAAGUACUGGAUUUUUAGACUUGUACUGUGGACCCGUAAGAUAUGUCAAAAUCAACUCCGUCUGCGCAGACAGCAGGCAUCUUCUUCAGAUGCUGGGUACGGAGUGAAAUCUCGAAACUCCCCAGAGGAAAUGGACAAACUGCAGGAACUUCCCCAAGACAUGCCAAAGGCAGUGGAUGCAGUCUACAUCAAUGGAGGUAACUCUGAAGGAGUGUUCAUGGUGACAGCCACUGCCAGAAGACAGGACAAUUUUGUGCAAACAGUUUUAUAUCUUCGUAUCCCAUCUAUAGGACUGCUGGAGAUGCCAACGUUACCGGACACUUGGCUUCAAGACACAGCAAGUAGAUCAGGCUUCUCUGGUGGAGGCCUUACAUUGACUCCUAUCAGCCCGAUGGAAAGUUGGUCUAUCACAUUUGAUGGAACAAUGAGAAUUGCGGAGACAGGGAAAUCAGUGAAGGUGGAUUUCAACUUGAUAUGGAAAGCCUACACCAAAUGUUUUGACUUUGAUACAGAUUUGCACCCACAUGUAAUGGCUGAUGGUAUUGCCAGAGAGACAUGGUCAAGAGAAUACUUCGACACACUGAAAAGGGCACAUCAGACUCACUACGAACAGUUUGGAGAGGUUUCUGGCAUUUUGCAUAUUGAUGGCCACCCCGACCAGAGAAUCAGAGUGCAGGGAGUCAGAGACCAUUCCUACGGAAAUAUCCGAGACUGGAAAUAUUUCCACCGUUAUGCCUUGAACUAUGCGCACUUAGAAGAUGGCAGUGCCUUGUGUGUAGGAGCGAUCUGCAUGCCUAUGUCUUUGUCCAGGCUGGUUGUUGGCUACUUCUUCCAUCCUGACGGCUCCAUGGAUGCCGUGUCUGAGACAGAUUUUGAGUUCUACAACUGGGGAGAAGACGGGCAGCCUCCUGAAAAGUUAUCUUUGAAAUUCACUGCUGGUGGUCAAAAGUACGACUUAACCUGUGAAGUGAUCCAGUGUCCCAUUUUCUACAUGGGUGAGGACUGGGACGCAAGAAUAUUUGAAAGAUUCUGUAACUACACUGUCAAUGGAAUCCGAGGAUGGGGCAUCAGUGAAUGGGAUUAUCGAAAUUAUGACGGCAAAGAAGUGGAGCUGACACAGCGUAAAUCAUGACAAGUGGUUUACCUUGAAGCAACAUGGUCACUUCUCUCCGGAAAAAAAAGUCAUGACAUUGUGGCGAUUAAUCUGAGCUAGAGGAUAUUUGGACGAUUAUUGAUCAAUGAUAUUUUGAAAUUUUUUAUGGAUGGCCUUGGGCACAAAAACAUCGAACUCUGAUUUCUCUCUGAUGCUUUUGUGUUUGAAACAGUACUUUACUUUACUUACUUUUCCAAUCCAGCGUCUGAAACGGCACAAAAAUUCCAUUUUGCACUGUAACAGUUAUAUCUCAGCCACGAGAUUUAUUAAUUUGCUGAACAUUCGUGUAGGCCAAAAUGAAAUAAUAAUUUUAUAACGAUACCGUAACAGUUGCAUUUAUAUAGUGUAUAUCAACGCUCUAAAGCAUGCUCUUUGUGCUUUACAACUAUUAUUACCCUAGCAAGAACACUCAGAAACAUGCUAGGCUUCCAAGGAAGCAUGCAGUGCAAGCAACAGAUUACACGCUCUUAACUCUUGAAUUCACUUUGAUGAUUUUAUACAUGAAACAGCAAGGAACGGAAACCCAAUUUUGCAUUGUUUCUGUUUUUAUCCCAGUUGCUAAUCUAAUUAUACUUGUGUAUCAAACAGUCAUGGGAUCAAAGCAUCUUUGUUCCUGUGCUAUGUUUGGAAAAAGAUUUUUUUUUAAAAUUCUCCUGUCACAAGUUUGUCUUGUCUUGACAUUUAGAUGAAUUUUGCCCUAGGCCAUUGGUGUUUUUUAAAUGGAAUAUAAUACCAAGGACGUAAUUUAUUAAUAUUAUUUGCAUGGUUCACAAUGAAACUACCUGAUGAGUUAUUAGUUCAAUUUGUAUUAUGACAUUGCCUGUUGUUUGAUGUUUUGGGAGUUUCAUUUCAGUCAGUAAAAAAUAAUUUGAACAAGA
This is a messenger RNA of Aplysia californica (California sea hare), 2490 nucleotides long. RefSeq lists its product as uncharacterized. The transcript is spliced from 9 exons. Bases 326 to 1591 code for a protein of 421 amino acids. The record is from RefSeq and is a predicted model, not a curated record. NCBI's taxonomy places the organism in Eukaryota, Metazoa, Mollusca, Gastropoda, Aplysiida, Aplysiidae.